AUGGAGGAUGGAGGGAGACAAGAUGGAGAUGAAGAUGAACCAGAACCAUGUGGCCUGGACAAGCUCUGUGGGUCUCUGCAUCUGCUCCCACCAGAUGCUGAAGAAAAUAUCUCUGAUGAUGACUGGACUAACCAUCAAAUUACGAGUAUAGAGAACAUCAUUAAUCCAUAUGCGGAAGAGAGAUUCCAAUCAACAAUAUCAAUAAGUCAAAGAAAACUAUUGUCUUUAAGCAAUCUACAAAAUAUCAUCUAUAACCCAACAAUCCCCUAUGUCAGUACCAUUACUGAGCAGUUGAAGCCUGACUCUUUGAUUGUAGUCCGUGGGCAUGUUCCUAAAGAUUCAGAAAGAUUCCAGGUAGACUUUCAGCAUGGCAACAGCCUGAAGCCGAGAGCUGAUGUGGCCUUCCACUUUAACCCUCGCUUCAAAAGGUUCAACUGCAUUGUUUUUAACACACUGACAAAUGAGAAAUUGGGCUGGGAGGAGAUCACCCACGACAUGCCCUUCAGAAAAGAAAAGUCCUUUGAGAUCAUGAUCAUGGUGCUAAAGAACAACUUCCAGGUGGCUGUGAAUGGAAAGCACAUUCUGCUGUAUGCCCACAGGAUCAGCCCAGAGAAGAUAGACACACUAGGAACCUACGGCAAAGUGAACAUUCACUCUAUUGGGUUCAGAUUCAGCUCGGAUUUACAGAGUGUGGAAACAUCUACUCUCGGACUGACACAGAUAAGUAGAGAAAAUAUACAAAAAUCUGGCAAGCUCCAGUUGAGCCUGCCAUUUGAAGCAAGGUUGAAUGCCUCCAUGGGCCCUGGACGAACUAUUGUCAUUAAAGAAGAAGUGAAGACAAAUGCCAAAAGCUUUAACGUUGACCUAGUGGCAGGAAGGUCAAGGGAUAUCGCUCUGCACUUGAACCCAUGCCUGAAUGUGAAAGCAUUUGUAAGAAAUUCCUUUCUUCAGGUUGCCUGGGGAGAAGAGGAGAGAAAUAGUACUUGCUUCGCAUUUAGUUCUGGGAUGUUUGAGAUGAUAAUUUACUGUGAUGUCCAAGAGUUCAAGGUUGUGGUAAAUGGUGUGCACAGCCUGGAGUACAAGUACAGAUAUAAAGACCUAAGCAGCAUCGACACACUAGCAAUUGAUGGCGAUAUCCGUUUGCUGGAUGUAAGGAGCUGGUAG
Molecule: messenger RNA, 1164 nt
Organism: Rattus rattus (black rat)
Lineage: Eukaryota; Metazoa; Chordata; Mammalia; Rodentia; Muridae
Product: galectin-8-like
Molecular function (GO): carbohydrate binding
Source: RefSeq, a predicted model, not a curated record